Messenger RNA from Malaya genurostris, 1500 nucleotides. It is a transcript of the gene Tsp2A, whose product is annotated as tetraspanin-2A. Gene Ontology annotation, cellular component: membrane. The coding region runs from base 511 to 1245 and encodes 244 amino acids. The record is from RefSeq and is a predicted model, not a curated record. The transcript is spliced from 5 exons. NCBI's taxonomy places the organism in Eukaryota, Metazoa, Arthropoda, Insecta, Diptera, Culicidae.
GCACUGUCGAAAACUUAGUUAGGUCCAUUCCGGUGCUGCCGACGACAGUGUCUUAUCGGUUUUCAGGUGUGUUUUCGUGAACAGCUUUUCCACAAACAUAACUAAGUAUUUCGCGCAUUUAACCCUACAAAUAGACUCUUUGGAUUUGAUUUUUUUUUCUCGAAACUAACGCUCCUUUCGAUACAACAUUGUAUGUUAGGCGACGGAGAAGGGUGAGAAGGUAUUUCGCACAUCGAUCAGGCUAAGGCAGGUGAAUGAGUGACUCUUAUCAGUAUCAUUCGUUAGUUGCUCGGUACCUGUCGACGGAUUUGUCCGCGUGUAGUGACAAUAAUUUAGCACUUUUAUUCCAAAAAAACCGUCGUGAGUGAUUGAAGUGAAGUGAAAUCAUCGAGAGAACAGUAUUCCGGAUUUUGCGAAAGUUUCAGGAAAACCAACAUAAAACGGCCGUAAUCGAAGUGGGCGGUAGUUUAUCCGUUGUUCAGAUCGGAUAUCAAAACGUCAAAGUGAACGAUGGCCCGGGGCGAGGGUAAAGGUGAAAGUGUGGCCAAGUUGGCCAAUCGAAUUGCUGCUAUCAAGUAUACGCUGUUCUGUUUCAACAUAGUUUCAUGGAUCAUCGGAGCCGGACUAUUCGCCUUCACAAUCUACAUCCGGGCCGAACCGGGAUUCGACGAGUGGAUCGCCCUGCUGGAAAUCUACCAAUACUACAUCGGGGUAUACAUUUUGAUCGGGGCCGGUGCACUGGUCAUGAUAUUCUCCUUCCUCGGCUGCUGCAGUGCCCUGAUGGAACACUCGGUAGCCCUGUAUGCGUUCAUCGCUAGCCAGGUGUUUCUAUUCAUCGUUACCGUUGCCGGUUCUGCCAUUAUUCUGGACUUCUCGACCGUCGAUUCCAGCAUCCAGCCACUGAUCCGUCAGACCAUGCUGCGUUUUAUUACGACCUCGGAGCACCCGCAUUCAUCGGCAGCCCUGAAGCUGAUUCAAGAAAACAUCGGCUGCUGCGGUGCCGACGGACCCAACGACUACAUGGUGCUGCGUCAGCCGCUUCCGCUCGAGUGCCGUGACACCGUGACCGGAAACGCUUUCUUCCACGGAUGCGUCGACGAACUGACCUGGUUCCUGGAGGACAAAUCCAUCUGGGCUGCCAUCAUGGCCAUGAUUUUAUCAGCGAUUCAUACUGCCAACGUUGUUCUGGGCAUCGUUUUGGUUCAAGCUUUGAAACGUGAGGAAGAAGCCAUGUACAGACGCUAAAGGGAUGUCGUUUCCAGCAAUUUCAACCCAGGGACACAACAGCGGCAGAGUCCGUUCUAAAACUAGAACAACAGUUAAUAUUAUGACAGUUUUUCCUCUUCGUAGAACUAGGUUUACUCUAAUUAUACAACCUUUUUUUUUCGUAAUAAACUACUUAUACCUGUUUCGCCCGUAAUAGUUUUAAGAAAGUAAAAUUUUACAAAUAAAUGACCUGCAAGAGUGAAACCGCUCUGAAGGGUGCUGCAAACACAACAA